AUGGGUUACGAUAACAUCAAUCUUCAACCCAAUUUCAAACCAAUUGAUCAUCUUUAUGAUGAUAGAUUAAGACAAUUCACUGACACUGGGGGUCAAUUUCAUAAUUUGAAUUUACCGAAAUUUUAUGAUAUUCAUCGUCAAGAAAUUCAUGAUUUGAAAUCAUGGAAAGUACCUGAUGAUAGUAAUGGUAAAACUCAACGACCAUUAUUUAAAGAUAUUAAUUUUGAUGAAAUAACUUGGGAUAAUAUUGGUCUUGGAUAUAAUUUUGGACCUUCAUGGAAAACUUUUUGGGUUAAAUUUACUUUGAAAAUCCCUGAAGAGUGGUUAAAAUAUGAAGCAUUAGAAAUUGACUGGGAUCUGAAUUCAGAAGCAUUAAUUUAUAAUGAUAAAGGUUUACCUUUACAAGCAUUCACUGGUGGUGGUCAACGUAAUUUAUUUCGAAUCCCUAAAGAAUAUUUAACUAGUGAUGAACAAUUGUUUUAUAUUGAAGUUGCUUGUAAUGGAAUGUUUGGUAAUGGUGCUGAUGGUGAACCUGAUCCUAAUCGUUAUUUCCGAUUGAGUCGUGCUCAUUUAGUGGUUCCUAAUUUAGAAGCCAGAAGAUUAUUUUGGGAUUUUUGGAUUCUUGGUGAUGCCACUAGAGAAUUCCCUGGAGGAUAUUGGCAAAAAUAUCAAGCAGCAGAUAUUUGUACCCAAAUUAUGAAUACAUUUAAUCCUAAUGAUGUUGAGUCAAUUGGUAAAUGUCGUAAAUUGGCUGAACAAUUAUUGGGGGACAAAAUCAAUUCUGAUGAAGUAUUCCAUGAAUAUCCUAAUGAACGGAAUAAAAGAAUUGAUGUUUAUGGUAUUGGUAAUUGUCAUAUCGAUACCGCAUGGGAAUGGCCAUUUGCUGAAACGAAAAGAAAAAUUGUUCGAUCAUGGACUACUCAAUUGAAACUUGCUGAUGAAUAUCCAGAAUAUGUAUUUGUUGCCUCACAAAUGCAACAAUUCAAAUGGUUAAAACAAUAUCAUCCGGAAAUCUUGUCGAAAAUCCAUGAAAAAUUUGCUACUAAUCAAUUUAUUCCUCUUGGUGGUACUUGGGUUGAAAAUGAUACUAAUUUACCUAAUGGAGAAUCAUUACUUAGACAAUUUGUUUUGGGACAAAGAUUUUUAUUAGACGAAUUUGGAUUUCAAUCUGACAUUUUUUGGUUACCCGAUACAUUUGGUUAUAGUUCACAAAUCCCUCAGAUUUGUCAAUUGGCUGGGAUAUAUCGAUUUUUAACCCAAAAAUUAUCUUGGAAUAAUAUUAAUACUUUCCCCUUGAGUACUUUUAAUUGGAAAGGGAUUGAUGGUUCACAAUUGUUGGUUCAUAUGCCUCCAGCGAAUACUUAUACUGCUGCAGCCAAUUUCGGUGAUGUUGUUCGAUCACUGCGACAACAUAAAAAUCUUCGUGAUGUCCCUGCUGGUAUGUUACUUUAUGGACAUGGUGAUGGUGGUGGUGGGCCCACAGAAGAAAUGAUUGAAAAAUUAAGAAGAUGUCGUGGGUUAGCUAAUAAUUCUGGAUUAAUUCCGUCAGUUCAAUUGGGUGUCACCGUUGAUGAUUUUUAUGAACAUUUAUUAGAAAAAUCUGAUCAAGGAAGGAAACUACCAACAUGGAGUGGAGAAAUUUAUCUUGAAUAUCAUCGUGGUACUUAUACUACUCAAGCCAACAUUAAAAAAUAUAUGAGAUUGGGAGAAAUCAAGUUACAUGAUUUAGAAUUGAUUGCUGGAUUAGUUAGUAUUAAACAUGGUGAUAAAUACAAGUACCCCGGUGCAGAAAUUCAAAGUUUAUGGGAGGAUCUUUGUUUAUGUCAAUUUCAUGAUGUUUUACCUGGUAGUUGUAUUGGGAUGGUUUAUUAUGAUGAAGCAUAUCCUAUGUUGCGUAAAUUAUUGAAACAAGCUGAUAAACUUAUUUUGGAAGCAUUGAAAGUUGAUGUUAAUAGUAAUACUACUUCUGGUGGCGGUGUUGUUAAUACUUUGCCUUGGAAUAGAUAUAAUGAAAUUGUUGAAGUUUCUCGUAAACAAUCACCGGAAUUGUUUGAACAAUUGAUCAAAGAUAAAGUUGGUAUCCGUACCCCAAAAUCAUCUCAAUACAAACAUGAUGAUGAUGAUGAUGAUGAAACUGUUAAAGUUUCGGUUGAUUCUGUUGAUGGAGUUUGUAAAAUUAACAAAAAAGUUGACUAUCCAGCCAGUGUUUCCAAGAUUAGGGGAAGUAAUGGUAACGAUGAUGAUGAUAAUGAUGGUGGAUUUAUUUUGACUAACAAGUUAUUAACGGCCAAGAUUUCAUCUAAUGGGGUUAUCACUUCUUUAUUUGAUGAAGUUAAUCAACGAGAAAUUAUUGAUACAACUGCCACCAAUCAAACAAGUAACGGUAAAAAUUCUAGUAAUGUUGGUGGCAAUCAAUUUAUUUUAUUUGAUGAUGAACCAUUAAAUUUCCCUGCUUGGGAUACUGAAUUAUAUUCAUUAGAAAAAUUCCAAUUUCUUAAUAAUGGUAAAGCAGAAAUUUUAGUUCAAGAUGAAUUAGAAUCUUCAAUUAUUGUUACUCAUGAAAUUUCUCCUAAUUCAUCAAUUGAAACCAUUAUUUCUUUAGCUGGGGUGAAUAAAUACAGUAGUACUUCUUCUGAUGAUAGUGAUAAUAAUUUUAUUAAAUUUUCAUCGACUGUCAAUUGGCAUGAAACUUAUAAAUUUUUAAAAGUACAAUUCCCAACAACUAUUACUACGGCAUUACAAGCCAAUUAUGAAACCCAAUUUGGUAUUACUAAUCGUUCAACUCAUUGGAAUACCACUUGGGAUAUUGCUAAAUUUGAAGUUGCUCAUCAUAAAUUUAUGGAUUUAAGUGAAUUCAAUUAUGGAGUUUCAAUUUUGAAUAAUUCUAAAUAUGGUGGAGCAAUUCAUGGUAAUUUAAUUAGAUUAUCAUUAUUAAGAAGUGCUAAAGCACCUGAUAAUAAAGCUGAUAUGGGGAUUCAUAAAUUUGAAUAUGCCAUUUAUCCUCAUAAAGGUCCAUUAGGUAUUAAUACUGUUAAAGCUGGUUACAAUUUUAAUUAUAAAUUGAUUCAAAAUCCAUAUUCAAAACAAACGGUUGCAAGUUCAUAUUUAUCAUCAGCUAUUAAAUUGAAAAACGAGAAUCAUAAAGAUGGGUCGUUAAUAUUAUCUCAUAUUAAAAGAGGUGAAAAUGAUAUUGAUGUGAGUCAAUAUAAAUCAUUAACGAAAAAUGAAAAAUCAUUAAUUGUUAGAGUUUAUGAAUCAUUAGGUGGGAAUAAUUCCAAGGGACAAUUAAUAAUUGAUGAUAAAUUUUUAGGAAAUAAAAUUGAUAAAAUUUUUAAAACUGAUGGAUUAGAAAAUGAAUUGGAAGAAUUGAAAUUUACAAAAACUCAUGGUGGUAGUGGUGAUGUUGUUGUUACUGAUAUUACAUUAAGAGGAUUUGAAAUUGCUACUUAUAAAAUAUUAUUAAAAUAA
Messenger RNA from Candida albicans SC5314, 3468 nucleotides. It is a transcript of the gene AMS1, whose product is annotated as alpha-mannosidase. The record is from RefSeq and is a predicted model, not a curated record. Gene Ontology annotation, cellular component: fungal-type vacuole membrane. Gene Ontology annotation, biological process: oligosaccharide catabolic process; mannose metabolic process. The transcript has a single exon. The coding region runs from base 1 to 3468 and encodes 1155 amino acids. Gene Ontology annotation, molecular function: alpha-mannosidase activity; carbohydrate binding. Lineage: Eukaryota; Fungi; Ascomycota; Pichiomycetes; Serinales; Debaryomycetaceae.